GCACUCGUCCCUGCCGGGCCCUGGCCGUCUCGGCGGAGUGACCGGGCAGCCUCAUCGGUGUUGCGGGGCCGAGCCUGCUUCCCGGGCGGGCUGGUGGCCUCCUCGCUGGUCUUGGGGUGCAGCUGUCUUGGGGCCGAGCGGGUCCCCUCAACUCCCCCGGGGUGGGGGCGGCGCAGCGGGCGCAGGGCCCUGUCGGUGUGGUCAGCGCGGUCAGGACGGCGAGGGCCCCGCGUCUGCCGGCGGUCCGGUCUGCUGGUCCUGGCUCUGCGGGCGCCGAUGCCGUGGCCUCGUGGACGGCGCGGGCCACGGCACGGCCGCCCUGCUGGCCCACCGGCCCCCGGGCUGCACGGGCUGCGGGAGGGCCCACCGGCCGAGAACAGCGAGUCGGGGCCCGGACCGGAGGGAGCCCAGGCUCGGCCCCAGCCGUCCUGCGUGGCGUGGCCUCGUCCGUGCGGGUCCUUGGGCGGCGACCCUGUGGCGCGCCCAGCUGCCGUGACCCGGUCUGGCCCAGGGCAACUGAGGCCUGGCGCGGCGGGCCCGCGGGGCCGGGGCGCGGGGAGACGCCCCGGGAGCGGCCGGGGGCGGGCGUUUCCGGAGUCGGGCCCCGCCCCCGCGGGCCAUUGGCUGGCGCCGGUGAGUGACAGCGCGGCGAGGGCGGGGCAGCCUCCGCUUCCGGCGGGCCAUGGGGCCGCGCGUGCUGCCGCCGCCGCUGCUGCUGCUGUUGCUGCCGGCGAUUCUGCUGCCGGCGUUGCUGUGCGGGGCCCAGGGGACCACGCCCAGGUCGUCGCACCCCGCGUACGCCACGCUCUUGCCGUCGCCCGCCGUGACGAACGGGAGCCAGCCGGGCGCGCCGCACAACGGCACGCACCCGCGCUCGCCGGCCGCGCCGGGCUCGCCGCUGCUGCGCUCCUUCUACGUGCUCACGGGCCUCAGCGGCCUGGUCGCGCUCUACUUCCUCAUCCGGGCGUUCAGGUUGAAGAAGCCGCAGCGGCGGAGGUAUGGCCUGCUGGCCAACACCGAGGAGUCCGCGGAGAUGGCCUCGCUGGACAGCGACGAGGAGACGGUGUUUGAAAGCAGGAAUCUGACAUGAUGCUUGGGUCACACAGGUGGCGUUUCCAGCGGCCCUGGGGGAAGGACAAGACGCGGGGUCACCCCCAGUGCCUGGCGCAGUCGCUGAUUCUUUUGUUGGCCUGGCUGCACCGCGACAGCUCGUGUGGGACCUGCCCAGCCUCCCUGAAGACGCUUCAGCCCCCGCCUGCACAGGACCACCCGAGAUGGCCGGUAGAAGCCAGAGAGGCUCUGGCAGCCCCUCCCAGGACUCAGGCCGCCUGGCCGGACUGUGGCUUGUGCUGCUUGCUCUUUGCUGUGGGGACGUGGCUGGCCUGAGCCGAGGCCUGGGGGGCAGGGGGGCUGAAGGCCUGUCUGGGAGCACCUUCCCCCUGGGCUGGGGACAAUAAAGGAGUGGUGGCUCUGU
Molecule: messenger RNA, 1474 nt
Organism: Equus caballus (horse)
Lineage: Eukaryota; Metazoa; Chordata; Mammalia; Perissodactyla; Equidae
Source: RefSeq, a predicted model, not a curated record